GUUCAGCAGAGAAAGACAAAAGUGAUGUGAACUGACAAUAUUUUAAUGGGGGAGAUAAAAGACUGUAAGUGAUCAAUGGAGGCGGCAGCCAAGUGAUGCCCGGGGGCCGGCUUUGAUGUGGGCACUCUCAGAGGGACAGCGGGGACAAAGCCCCCUUUGAGGGGCACGAAUGGCAGACACUUCCAUCUCCCUCUCACCCUCGGCCUCCUCCUCCUGGAGUCUCUCCUCUCACGCCGCUUUUGCAGAUUCAGACGCCGGCUUGCAUCCGUCUCGUUUCCCUCCAACUUGAAGCCACAUCAGCGCAUAUCAUUAUCUGCAAAACUUUUCCCCCGACAGUAAUUAAUUCAAACGACACCCCCGCCAUCCAUGCUUUCCAGCCAAUCACCCCUUCUGCCACCCCCCCUCCACCUACCCCUCUUUGGCCGCAUCUCUCUGGCCCUCCCUUUCAUAGAACCGAACCUCUUUGUGAUGUCCAGCCUUGGCAAUUUGCUGUCACAGUCUUAAUGAAUUCAUCUGUUUGUGUAUUGGCCAUGAGAGCAUUUCUCCCUCCCUUUCCCCGUCCACCCUCCCCUCUCCGAGGACUCUAUAUAUACCAGGGGAGCACUCCAGGCAUCCAUUGUUCCUGUAAGUAAACUUACAGACAGAUGCCCCGCACCGCAGUGUGGGAGAGCGCCCAGAGAGUCAGGAGGAGGGAGACGGUCAGCAUCGAGCCACCAGACAAUAAGCAAGCUGCCGGGAAGUCUUCUGAAGUCACCCCGCCUGGAGUGGAGGUCUGAUGCUCUGACACUAUGCUGCUGAGGCUGCUAUCUCUGCUGCUCACGGGGCUGGACUGCUUCCUGGGAGCGCCGGCAGGUAGAGAGGUCUACAGGAUGCCCCAGAGUGCCCUCAAAGCUUUGUCUGAUCGCGGCACAGUGGUUCUGGAAGCAGCCAUGGCCAGCGCCCUGUCCACUCUGGAGCGAGCAUCAUCUGAGAGAAGUCGGGCCGAGGCCGGCUGCCGGGGUUGUGUCCCCUGUCUGUUUCAGAACUGUGGACAACUGUCUGGAUCCUGUUUGUCACCAUCCAGUGCCUCCUCAGAGCCCAGCUGUGAUGUGAUCGGUAAAGCCCAGAAGCUCCAAGGCGAGGAGGAGCGGAGUUGGGCUCUGAGUCAGGUCUGUGCGUACUAUCAGCACCGCUGCCCGCCCACCGAAGUGAACACUGAGAGCUGCAUCAGGAUCAUGGGGGAGAGUUGCAGUGCUCGCGUACUCCAGUGCAGCCUGCUCAGCACAAUGCAGAACCUGGAACCUGCAAUGCAGACGCAGGCUCAGGCCGUGUGUGGUCGAAAGCUGUCUUCUGUGCAGAACGUCACACAGCCUCGUUCCAGGAUAGUAGGCGGUUCUCCGGCUCCUCCAGGCAGUUGGCCCUGGUUGGUCAAUCUGCAGCUGGACGGUGCUCUGAUGUGUGGAGGGGUUCUAGUGGACAGCUCCUGGGUGGUCACAGCUGCACAUUGUUUUGCCGGCAGCCGCAGUGAGAGCUCCUGGACAGCUGUGGUGGGUGAAUUUGACAUCACCAAGACGGAUCCUGACGAGCAGGUUCUCAAAGUGAACCGGAUCAUUUCUCACCCAAAGUUCAACCCAAAGACGUUCAACAAUGAUCUAGCCUUGGUGGAGCUCACAUCUCCUGUGAUCCUGUCAGAGCAUGUAACCCCAGUUUGCCUUCCUUCCACCACGGACCCCCCCACUGGUACAGCAUGUCUGGUGGCAGGAUGGGGGUCCCUCUACGAGGACGGUCCAUCUGCUGACGUGGUGAUGGAAGCCAAAGUUCCUCUGUUGCCUCAAAACACCUGCAAGAGUGCUCUUGGCAAAGAACUGGUCACCAGCACCAUGUUUUGUGCCGGUUAUCUCUCUGGGGGCAUAGAUUCCUGCCAGGGGGACUCUGGAGGCCCCCUGAUUUAUCAGGACCAUAUUUCAGGUCGCUUCCAACUGUAUGGCAUCACCUCAUGGGGAGAUGGCUGCGGAGAAAGAGGCAAACCUGGAGUUUACACGCGAGUGACGGCGUUCUCUGACUGGAUUCAAGCAGAGAUUCAGAAGUCAGUUGGGAGUCGGGAGCCGACAUGUCCAGAUCUUCUGAAGACAACUGACAUGACGGAGGAGGAGCAGCGGUUAGAGUUUGGCUCUCUGUGUCGAUUCUACACCCUGACCUGUCCUCAGGGUCAGUCUGUCAGCUCCUGCAGCCAAAUGGCUGAAGAAAAGUGUCUCAACCGCUUCAAGAAAUGCCAGCUGCGCUCCUUCCUGCAGAGCUUGUUGGACUUGCUCCAGAGGGCUGAGGAUUACAUCAGAGAUCGCGUGGACUUGACCUUCUUCACGCAGACGCUGCCUCAGCUUGUGGAGCACAUCUACAACACCGCUUUCACUCACAGCAGAGAGAAACGAGACCUCAGCCUGAUCCCCGGCCUCACGCCCACUAAAGAACAUGUUGGUGCUGUGAAGUCAGCAGAGCUGGAUCCACCAGCUUUAUUCAGGGAUGUCGGAUCAUCGGUGGACGACUGGGAGAAUUAUCUGAGGGAUGUAGCGACUGAUGUGGAGGACCUACAUCCUGAAGACUCAGCAGAACGACAAGAGGACAACCUGUUUUUACAGUCACAAGAUUCCUUGGUGCAGCAGCUCGCCGUACAAUACCCAACAAUCAUUUCAUCUCUUCUCUCCAAACUGGGCUCUAAAGCUCCUCCUCCCAUGCUGCACCUCGACUUUGUUCAUCUCCUGGAAGAUCUUCCAAACAGUCCAUCUUCUUUGACUUCACCCACCAGCACGCCGACCCUUUCUGAUCCAAACCUUAAAGAACGUUGGUCACGUCUGUCCGCCUGGAUAAGCGAAACUCAACAGUUGAGGACACGGGAUGAUGUAGAAGUAAAGUCUCCGACGCAGACAGUUCCUGCCGUCCAGCAAGGCAUCGGUGACGCUCGCACAGACGCUUCUCAGCCCAGACGUGCUGUCAAGCCUUUGAAUCUCCACCGGAAAUACAGGAGUCUUCUUCAAAAGAGACAGACAGCUGUCGCCAGUGGGAAAAUUUGUCCCGGACUAAGGGAGUCCUCACAGCAAAUAGUCCAAAUCACAGACUCGUACAGCUGGGUUUUAAACAUCCCAAGCAAGAAUUUGCACAUGAACUUCCAAGAGGUGCUAGUGGAUCUAAACUCCAAAAACGAUCGAGGACUUUAUCAGGCGCGGAUCAAAGCUGUGGUGGGCGGACGGCCUUUGACCUUUUACAGCCUCGUGGGCCUGGAGAACGAAUCCUUCUAUCGCAGUUUGCCAAGAGUCCUCGCUUUGGCACUGGAGGCUCUCAAGACUUAAAGUGGAAAACGAGGAUUUUAGGUUUUUCACCUGGACUGCUUUGGAACUGAAAAGGUCCAUUUUGACUGGAUUCUGGUGCACCGCAGCAGUUUCCUGUGAACAGCUUCAGUUUGAUUUCCCCUCUUUGACUCCAAGAAUGUAUGCCGUUUUGGGCCAUCGUCCACGCCACAGAUUUUCAUGUGGUUGGAGGAAAAAGACACUUUUAACUUAUGAAUCUGUAUAAAAUAAGUUAUUGAUCUUGCCUUUUACAAACCAUGAGCUUCUUGGGAAGCUUUGAUAAUAAUUGUGUUAUUCUUACAAUAUUUAUUUGUAAAAAGAAAGUGUUUGUAUUUUUGUAAAGAAAUAUAUAUAUAUACAUAUAUGAAUAAACUGCUGUGAGUAAAA
Molecule: messenger RNA, 3707 nt
Organism: Oryzias melastigma (Indian medaka)
Lineage: Eukaryota; Metazoa; Chordata; Actinopteri; Beloniformes; Adrianichthyidae
Gene: prss56
Product: serine protease 56
Exons: 14
Coding region: 789-3323 (844 amino acids)
Biological process (GO): proteolysis
Molecular function (GO): serine-type endopeptidase activity
Source: RefSeq, a predicted model, not a curated record